AUGGUCUUUGAUGAGGAGGCCUCUCGCGGUCUUGUGCGGUGGGCGGAGGAGCGGGAAUUUUAUACGGGUAAGAGGGCUGUGAUACCGCCACCUCGUAAUCCGUCUCUACUGCAGAGCGGUAUCUGCGCGCACUACGGUGCUCAGUUGUCCACCAUACCCACUGCUCAGUGGCCAGGUCUUCUCGUGCGUCCUAUUGAUCUGCCGCCCGAGGAUCCGGGCAGCUACGCAGUCCUGGGGGCCAAUGUCAGCGGCCUUUGCGCCUCCAGUCCUGUUCCAGAUCACAUGGCCGAACAGCUGCCAGCGGAGUUGCAUCAGCGUGGUGUGGCAUCCUACCUCGAUUACGCCAGAUUCAAGUACGGUACGCGCCUCCGCUUGGUUGAGGAGACCCGUGGUCUGGAUUCCUCCACUCCCCUUGUCACUGCCACGCGCAUCUCACGACAUCGGAAUGCAGCCAAUGUGAGUUUGGGUUUUCUAUCCGCUAAUGUCAUACUGACACUGUUAUGUAAAGUUGAAGGAUGUUUGAUUUCAUUCUGCGGUCAAUGA
Hydatigera taeniaeformis is the source of this 543-nucleotide messenger RNA. The record is from the annotation of a GenBank genome assembly. NCBI's taxonomy places the organism in Eukaryota, Metazoa, Platyhelminthes, Cestoda, Cyclophyllidea, Taeniidae.